Messenger RNA from Aricia agestis (brown argus), 403 nucleotides. It is a transcript of the gene Obp5, whose product is annotated as general odorant-binding protein 28a-like. Bases 1 to 366 code for a protein of 121 amino acids. The record is from RefSeq and is a predicted model, not a curated record. Lineage: Eukaryota; Metazoa; Arthropoda; Insecta; Lepidoptera; Lycaenidae. Gene Ontology annotation, molecular function: odorant binding. Gene Ontology annotation, biological process: sensory perception of smell. The transcript has 4 exons.
AUGUUUGAGGAACAUAUAAAGAAAUGUGCUGCUGAUCUCAAAGUUGACGAGGCAGACUUGUCAGGUCUACACAAACUAGAAGUGCCUACCAAAACAGAAGUCAAGUGCGUGCUGGCUUGCGCGUAUAAGACGAUAGGAACUAUGAACGAUGAAGGAAAAUACGACAUAAAGAAAGGUUACGAGUUCGCCAAGGUGAUGGAAGAUGGAGACCCCAAGAGACUUGAAAAUGGAAAGAAAGUAGCUGAUAUAUGUUCCGCAGUAAACGACGAGCCUGUAACUGAUGGUGAGAAGGGAUGUGAUAGAGCUGCGUUGAUGUUUAAAUGUAUGCUGGAACAUGCUCCAAAGUAUGGAUUCAAACUUGAAUGAGGUGGAUUAAGAAAAAAGUAAAACUCGAGAAGAUGCA